ACGUCCGGGGCGGCGAUGGCGGCGGCGGCUGCUGGGAGCGGGGCGCCCCGAGAGGAGGAGGCUCCCGGAGGGGAGGCAGCAGCUACGCAGGCCCAAGCCCCGGCGAGCGCAUCCGGGGCUCGGCUCUCCAGGCUGCCUCUGGCCAGGGUCAAGGCUUUGGUGAAGGCGGACCCUGACGUCACGCUCGCGGGACAGGAAGCCAUCUUCAUCCUGGCGCGUGCCGCGGAACUGUUCGUGGAGACCAUUGCGAAAGAUGCCUACUGCUGUGCUCAGCAAGGGAAGAGGAAAACCCUCCAGAGGAGAGAUUUGGAUAAUGCAAUAGAAGCUGUGGAUGAAUUCGCUUUUCUAGAAGGGACUUUGGAUUGACUGCAGAGCUGGAUGAAAAGUUUUUGAGCCUUCACUGCAUCCUUCAUCUUUCCCUGUGCAAGCCUCGGCUUUGGAGAGAGUCUGCGUGUGUACAAAUCUCCUUGUUCUACUUCACCUAAGCUAUGAAUUCUCUGAUGCGUUCUCCACAAAGUCUUCCACUACUGGAGUCUGUCUUCCAGUUCAGGCUUGGAUGUAGCUGAUGCUACUUGGAGCAGAGGUGAAUGGACCGUUCCGCAUACGUGGCUCAGUGAUGGAGGGAGCCAGCGUAAAGGCCUUUGCUCAGCUUCAUUCCUGCUUUUCAGCCCUGCCUUUGCUCUUGCCCUGUGGCUGGAGAACCAUGCGGUCAGGCACUGGCUUUCCUCAUCUUCCUUCCAACCAUCCCGAGUCAGAGUCAAUCGUAACCAGUUUAAACUAAAGUGCAGUGUUUUUUUGGGGGGGAAUAUGACAUUUUCCUGUCAACAGAUUCACAUGAGUUUUGUGUAUGACGAGAUUUAGAUAAUGUUAUAUAAAUUUUAUCUAUGCUAUGAUAUGUAUUUGUACCCUGUCCUUUAAGUUGUGAAAUAUACAUAAUAUAAAGUUUCCCGUUUUAACCACU
Molecule: messenger RNA, 961 nt
Organism: Phodopus roborovskii (desert hamster)
Lineage: Eukaryota; Metazoa; Chordata; Mammalia; Rodentia; Cricetidae
Gene: Pole4
Product: DNA polymerase epsilon 4, accessory subunit
Exons: 4
Coding region: 16-366 (116 amino acids)
Cellular component (GO): epsilon DNA polymerase complex; nucleus
Molecular function (GO): protein heterodimerization activity
Source: RefSeq, a predicted model, not a curated record